AGAUAGUGAGAGAGUGAGAGACAGUGGGAGGAGGAGGAGGAAGAGGAGGAGGAUGUUUUUCUGUAGUAGGAGGCAGGCAGGCUGAGCGUGCCUCACUGCAGUGCCCUACAGAACGAGCAGCACUGCUUCAUCCUGCUCUCUCUGUCAGACUACUGCUGCUGCUCACUCGGCUGUAGAGCUCAGACACACACACACCCACACAUUCAGACAUACACACACUCUGGUCUUUCUGGGAUAGACACCAGCUACUCUCAUCCUCUCUCUGCAUGACUGUCACAAAGAUGUCAUGGCGCCCGACCUACCGAAGCUCCAAGUUUCGAAACGUCUAUGGCAAAGUUGCCAACAGGGAGCACUGCUUCGAAGGGAUCCCCAUCACCAAGAAUGUCCAUGACAACCAUUUCUGCGCCGUCAACAGCAAGUUCCUGGCCAUAGUGACAGAAAGCGCCGGAGGAGGGGCCUUCAUCAUUAUCCCAGUCACUCAGUCCGGCCGUAUCGACCCUCACCACCCAAAGGUCUGUGGUCACCAAGGCAACGUGCUGGAUAUCAAGUGGAACCCUUUCCAUGAGAACAUCAUCGCUUCCUGCUCAGAAGACUCUUCUGUUCGGAUAUGGGAGAUUCCAGAUGGUGGCCUGAGGAGGAACAUGACUGAAGCUGUACUGGAGCUGUAUGGUCACAGUAGACGAGUGGGUCUUAUAGAAUGGCACCCAACCAGCAGCGGCAUCCUGUUUAGCGCAGGAUAUGACUACAAGAUCCUGAUCUGGAACCUGGAGAUUGGUGAGCCGGUGAAGAUGAUCGACUGCCACACAGAUGUGAUCCUUUGCAUGUCUUUCAACACUGAUGGAAGCCUGUUGGCCACUAGCUGUAAGGACAAGAAGCUGCGGGUCAUCGAACCCCGUUCAGGACAGGUGCUUCAGCAGGAGGGGAACUGCAAGAACCACAAAGUAAACCGUGUUGUGUUCCUGGGCAACAUGAAACGGCUCCUAACAACAGGGGUGUCCCGCUGGAACACACGACAGAUUGCACUCUGGGAUCAGGAGGAUCUGUCUAUGCCAUUAAUAGAGGAGGAGAUAGAUGGCCUAUCUGGGUUGCUCUUCCCUUUUUAUGAUGCAGACACACACAUGCUGUAUCUGGCCGGCAAGGGUGACGGUAACAUUCGAUACUAUGAAGUGACUACAGAGAAGCCUUACAUGCAGUACCUCAUGGAGUUCAGGUCUCCUGCACCUCAGAAAGGACUCGGUAUAAUGCCUAAACAUGGCUUGGAUGUGGCAUCCUGUGAAGUCUUUAGGUUCUAUAAGUUGGUGACACUAAAGGGAUUGAUCGAGCCCAUCUCCAUGAUCGUGCCUAGAAGGUCGGAGACGUAUCAGGAAGACAUCUACCCCAUGACUCCAGGAACAGAAGCCUCUCUCUCCGCUGAUGAGUGGCUCAGUGGUGUCAACCGAGGGCCAGUGUUAAUGUCUCUUAAGGAGGGUUACAGCAGACCCAGUAAGCUGGUGUUCAAGGCCCCAGUGAAGGAGAAGAAGAGUGUGGUGGUGAACGGGAUUGACCUGCUGGAAAAUGUGCCUCCCCGCACUGAGAAUGAGCUCUUGCGGAUGUUCUUCAAGCAGCAGGAUGAGUUGCGGCGGCUGAAAGACGAGCUAGUGCAGAAGGACGUUAAAAUACGACAACUGGAGCUAGAGCUGAACAACCUGAGAAACAGUCCGAACAUCAACAACCGCAACAACAAUAACAAUAGCAGUGACAACAGCAUGUGACCAGGGUCAAGCCCUUAUAAAUUAACUCGUAGUACUGCUGAACAUCCUCCUGGAUACCCCUCUCUUAUAUCCCACAAGACCAAGCGUUUGUCUCCACCAAGCAGUGUCUCACUCUGAUCCUAACUGUUGAUGCCUUUAAUGCUGUCAGACUCUAUUGGGGUAUAAGUUGACCCCUUUAUCACUAAAACCUCUCACACCUUAUGGCCUGUGUUCACUGCUGCUUUCCCAGCAGCAUCAGUAUACCUACGGCUCAAAUUCACAAACAAAUAUAAAGAUCUGCAGAAGAAAAGUAGUUCAAAGGGACAAAAUAUUCUUUACUAUUUCUUCCUGCUACUUAACGCUAUUAAUUGUAUUUUAAUAAUUUUUACAUUUAUGUUCUCUCUUUCUCUGUCUUUCACCUUUAUCUAUUUUCCUCCGCAGUUGUGGAUAUGUGGGCAGCCAAAUUUGCAGUAUUGGAUUAGAAUGGUUUUGACAGGUUAUUUUCAUACAAGCCAUUAACUGUAUUAUAAUUUCUGUGUGUUUUCUUUAUAAUUGUAAUUAUUUAUUUUGUUCUAUAAGUUUUCCCCAUAUAUGUAUUGUUUUAAAUAAUUAAGCUCAUCUCAUCUUUAACCAUGGAUGUACUGUAGAGACAGAGAUCACUAGCUGGUCAACCAAAUAUGUCUUCUAGAAGUCAUUCUACUUGUCUUGUCUUUUUUUUGUCUUAGAAUUUUGAAGAUUCAAUAAGUAUGAUUUACUUGGGAAGGGAUUUUGAAUGAAUGCUGCAGUUUGUAGUGUUUAUGAAUCAUAUCUCUGCAAUACAAUUUGACUUGUAAUUGGA
Messenger RNA from Tachysurus fulvidraco (yellow catfish), 2568 nucleotides. RefSeq names its product coronin, actin binding protein, 2Ba (gene coro2ba). The transcript has 12 exons. Gene Ontology annotation, molecular function: actin filament binding. NCBI's taxonomy places the organism in Eukaryota, Metazoa, Chordata, Actinopteri, Siluriformes, Bagridae. The record is from RefSeq and is a predicted model, not a curated record. Gene Ontology annotation, biological process: actin filament organization. Bases 267 to 1751 code for a protein of 494 amino acids.